Messenger RNA from Saccostrea echinata, 1420 nucleotides. Its product is annotated as probable dimethyladenosine transferase. Gene Ontology annotation, cellular component: mitochondrial matrix. Gene Ontology annotation, biological process: rRNA methylation. The record is from RefSeq and is a predicted model, not a curated record. Gene Ontology annotation, molecular function: rRNA (adenine-N6,N6-)-dimethyltransferase activity. Lineage: Eukaryota; Metazoa; Mollusca; Bivalvia; Ostreida; Ostreidae. The coding region runs from base 58 to 978 and encodes 306 amino acids. The transcript has 12 exons.
GGAAACACAUGUCAGACGUAAACAUAUUUUGAUGAUUUUCACUUCAGAAUCUUAAAAAUGCCCAAAGAACGUGUGUCGAAGAAAUCAAGAGUACACCAAGAUGUUCAAAAACAAGGAAUUAAUUUUAACAAAGAAUUUGGUCAACAUAUCCUGAAAAAUCCCUUGGUGGUGAAUAGUAUGAUAGAGAAGUCUGCACUUCGUCCAACAGAUGUUGUCCUGGAGGUAGGGCCAGGGACAGGUAACAUGACAAUGAAGUUACUGGAGAAGACUAAAAAGGUAAUAGCAUGUGAAAUUGACCCACGACUGGCAGCCGAGUUACAAAAAAGAGUUCAAGGAACGCCAUACCAGACCAAACUCCAUCUGAUAGUCGGUGAUGUCCUGCGAACUGAACUACCGUUCUUUGACAUCUGUGUAGCUAAUCUGCCGUACCAGAUAUCCUCUCCGUUUGUUUUCAAGUUGUUGCUACACAGGCCAUUCUUUAGGUGUGCUGUAUUGAUGUUUCAGAGGGAGUUUGCCCAAAGACUGGUAGCACGGCCUGGUGAUAAGUUAUAUUGUAGGCUUUCAGUAAAUACACAGCUGCUGGCACGGGUCGAUCAUUUAAUGAAGGUUAGCAAAAACAACUUUAGACCACCUCCAAAAGUUGAAUCUAGUGUUGUCAGAAUAGAGCCAAGGAACCCACCUCCUCCCAUCAAUUUUCAGGAAUGGGAUGGACUCGUAAGGAUCUGUUUCUCGCGGAAAAACAAAACCUUGGGGGCUUCUUUCAAGUUUUCCAAAGUGCUGGAAUUACUGGAGAAGAAUUAUAGGACACACUGUUCUCUGAAGUCUAUUCCUGUAGCCCCUGAUUUUGAUGUAAAGGAAAAAGUUUCAGAAAUAUUAGAGAAAGAAGACUUUGACAAGAAACGAGCUCGGUCAAUGGACAUUGAUGACUUUCUGGCAUUGCUAAAUAGUUUUAAUACAGAAGGAUUUCAUUUCUCUUGAGACCAUCUUCAAAACAAAAAAAUGUGCAGCACCAAGUCUUUCAUUGUUGAAUCACAUGACUCCAGUGCACUUUUCAUUUCUGCAUCAGAAAAAUAGAUCUUCUGUCUUUUAACAGUGCUCAGAAGAUUGUGGAACCAAAACAACUAGGCAUUAAGUUAUAUACUCUGUGAUGUUACACUGUGUGUAAAACUGAUGAAUAUUACCUAUCAUUCAGUAACAAGUAUUUGUAGGGAAAAAGAUGAAAUCAUUUACAUGCAUUUGAUAUGAAAACUUUUUUUUUUAACUAGCAAUCAUUCAUUUUUACAUCUUCCUUACAAUUUCCGUUAAAGGCUGAGAAAGAGAGAAAGAAAGCAAGUUCACAGUUGAAACAUAAGCAAAUUAUCAGAAAAGUGAUACAUAUUUUUGUUGGUUGAAAUGAAAUUAUGUAAUAAAACAAUAUUGA